Molecule: messenger RNA, 681 nt
Organism: Lotus japonicus
Lineage: Eukaryota; Viridiplantae; Streptophyta; Magnoliopsida; Fabales; Fabaceae
Exons: 1
Coding region: 1-681 (226 amino acids)
Source: RefSeq, a predicted model, not a curated record
AUGGUGAUGACUCGCGCUUCUGCUAUGGGUGAUGGCGAAGGCAACUCAGAGAGUGAGGAGCUUCGGGUUCGCGUGGAGGUGAACGAAGCUAGGACCAAGCAGGUUGAAGACGCAAUUGCAGAGACUGCAGUUCGAGCUAGGAGGAUUGAGGAUACACUUCACGCAGUGCUCACUAGGUUGGGAAUCGCAACCCUAGAUGAGGUAGGGACGUGUGAUGUGCGAUCUGAAACUGUCUUGGAGUCCAAUUUGGAUCGUGACAGAACAGGGAGCAAAUGGAGGAAGCUGGAAAUUCCAGUGUUUGGCGGUGAUGAUGCAUUUGGCUGGGUACAAAAAUUGGAGAGAUACUUCCAAUUGAGGGAAGUUACUGAAGAAGAAAAGAUGCAAGCAACCUUGCUUGCUCUAGAAGGGAAAGCACUGAGUUGGUUUCAGUGGUGGGAAAGGUGCAAUCCUAGGCCUUCGUGGGAAGCAUUCAAAGUGGCUGUAGUGAGGAGGUUUCAACCUGCCAUGAUGCAAAAUCCUUUUGAGUUACUACUGUCUUUGAAACAAACUGAUACUGUAGAAGUCUUUGUGGAGGAAUUUGAGAAAUAUGUAGGGGCUCUAAGAGAUAGAUCAAGAUUUUGCCAAGGGAAUCUUCUUGAAUGGCUUGAAGGAGGAGAUUCGUGUAGAGGUAAAACUUUAUGA